AUGAUCAAUUAACUAAAUAAAGAAUUAGAAAGAGUGGAUGAUUUAAAGAGUGUGGAUAUUUGUCAAGAGUUCGAGUUUUAAACUUUACAUAAAGAAAUUUUGGGAAGAGGUACUUAUGGGUAUAAAAUGUGUAUGAUAUAAUAGCAAAGUAUACAAAAUGAAGAAUAAAUUUGAUAAUAAAAAUUAUGCAGUUAAAUGUAUCAAAAAAUAAAAUGAAAAAGAAGGAGUAAAUUUUUUAUAUUGAUUAUCUAAAGUUUCCAAUUACUUCUUUAAGAGAAAUUAAAUUUCUUACAACCUUGGAUUAAGAAAAUGUAAUAAAAAUAAAAUAAAUUUACACAAGAGUUAAGAAAAACAAAAAUAACAUAAAGACUAUAAAAACAUAUUGUGCUAUGGAUUUAAUGGCAAAUGAUUUUUGGAAAUUAUUAAUGAAAAAUGAAUAAUAAAGAUUUUAUUUUACUACAAAUCAAAUUCGUAGCAUUCUUUAUUAAUGUUUUAAGGGUCUAUAAUACAUUCAUUCAUAAAAUAUUAUACAUAGGGAUAUUAAAAGUGCAAAUAUAUUGGUAAAUGAAGAAGGAAUAGUUAAAAUAGCAGAUUUUGGUUUAGCAAAGUUUUGUCCAAAAAUAGAAGGAGUUAAGAAAACUCCCACAGUUGUCACAUUAGGUUAUAGAGCACCUGAAGUUUUAUUAACAAGAGGAUAGUAUUCUUUUUAAUUAGAUGUUUGGAGUAUGGGAUGCUUUGCUGUUGAAUUAAAUUUCAAUAGACCAUUAUUUAAAGCUAAAGAUGAGGCUUAAUAGAUUUAAUAAAUAUUUGAAAAAUGUGGAACACCUACAAUUGAAACUUGGCCAGAGAUUAUGAAAUCAGAUUACUUUAUUAAAUUAAAUCCUUAAAAAUAUGAUAGAAAGUUUAUAUCUUCAAUUAGAAAUAUGAAUAUGGCAUUUGAUGAUGAAUUGUUAGAUUUGCUUGAUAAGAUAUUUGUCUUGAAUCCAAAUGUACGAUUAACAGUUGAAUAAGUACUUUUACAUCCAUUUUUUACUAAUCAUAAUUUAGAAUUAUGUUUUGAACAAUUCAAAGAAUAUAUAAUGAAAAGAAAUUUCGCUUAAGAAAAAGUCAUAACACGUGCUUAUAAACCUGUAUAAGAAAAUAUACAGUUUAUUAUAUGA
Messenger RNA from Paramecium pentaurelia, 1160 nucleotides. NCBI's taxonomy places the organism in Eukaryota, Ciliophora, Oligohymenophorea, Peniculida, Parameciidae. The record is from the annotation of a GenBank genome assembly.